UGGAGGGCGGGAAGGCCUGGUCGCGCACCACGCGCGGGGCCGCACAGCUUUGCCGACUCAGGCCUGGUCCGUCCUUUUGGAGAUCCAUUCAUGGGACCCUGCAAUGGCCAUCAGGACCCUGAUGAGCAAGGGCCAGGAAUCAGUGACCUUCAAAGAUGUGGCCGUGGACUUCACCCUAGAGGAGUGGGGCCACCUGGGGCCUGGCCAGAGGGAGCUGUAUCGCGACGUGAUGCUGGAGAACUACCAGAACCUUCUCUCUUUGGGGGCAGGGUUUCCUGGGGCCAAACCCGAUGUGAUCUCCCAUCUGGAGCGAGGGGAAGAGCCCAGGAUGGAGAGGAGAGAAACCCAGCAAGUUACCUGUCCAGACUUGGAGACAAGCUCUGCAACUAAUCAGGAGAUGCUUCCAAAAAAGAAUAUUUCUGAAGAGGUGGCUUCCCCAGUGGCAAAGAUGGAGGGAGUUUUGAGGGCAAUGCUUGGAGAUGCCAAACUGGGGGAGUCCUGGAUGUGUGGCUGUCAGCUGGAAGACCAGGACAAGCAGGAGAGCUGUUUGGGAUGGUUGUUCGCUCCUCCCAAGGAAGAUACCCAUGGGGAGAGGGGCCUUGGCUGCAGUAAGCUUAGGAGAAGCUUCAAGAGGACCUCAGCCUUCAUCAGGAAGCAAAGAGUGCCUGGGGGAGAGAGGCCUCAGAAGUGGACCGGGUCAAGAAAGAGCCUCAAAUGCCAAAGGACCUUUGUAGAGAAGAAGCCAUUUAUCACGGAAUGUGGGAAAGCCUUCGUCUACCAUUCUGACUACAUUCUACACCAGAGAAUUCACACUGGAGAGAAGCCCUACAAGUGUAAUGAUUGCGGGAAGGCAUUCAGCAACAGCUCGUAUUUCAUCCAACACUGCAUCCUCCACACGGGAGAGAAGCCCUACGCCUGCAACAAGUGCAGCAAGACCUUUACCCAGAGCUCAUCACUCACUGAGCACCAGAGGAUCCACACUGGAGAAAAACCCUACAAAUGCAAGGAGUGUGGGAAAGCCUUCACCCAGAGUUCCUCCCUCAUCAAGCACCAGCGAUGCCACACAGGGGAGAAACCCUAUAAAUGCCACCAGUGUGGGAAGUUCUACUCCCAGGUGUCCCACCUCACCCGCCACCAGAAAAUCCACACAGGAGAGAAGCCCUACAAGUGCAACGAGUGUGGCAAGGCUUUCUGUCACACCUCCUCCCUGACUCAGCACCAGACAAUCCACACCGGAGAGAAACCCUACAAGUGUAACGAGUGCGGGAAGACUUUCAGCCACAACUCAUCUCUGACGCAGCACCAGCGAGUUCACACUGGAGAGAAACCUUAUGAGUGCCCUGAGUGUGGCAAAGCCUUCAGCCACAGUUCAUUGCUGAUUCAGCAUCAGAGAAUUCAUACUGGUGAGAAGCCCUAUGAGUGUCACGAUUGCGGGAAGGCUUACACCCAGAUCUCCCACCUCAUGAGGCACCAGAGUAUUCACAUGGGGGAGAAACCCUAUAUAUGUAAUGAGUGUGGAAAGGCUUUUGGUCACACCUCCUCCUUUACUCAACACCAGACAAUUCACACUGGUGAAAAGCCCUACAAGUGUAACAAAUGCGGGAAAACCUUCAGCCAGAACUCCUCGCUUACACGCCACCAGCGAAUUCACACCGGGGAGAAGUCCUAUGAGUGUAAAGUUUGCAGGAAGGCAUACACCCAGAUCUCCCAUCUCAUUCAGCACCAGAGGACUCACACUGGAGAGACACCUUAUGAGUGCUGUGAGUGUGGGAAAGCCUUUAGCCGAAGCACCCAUCUUAUCGAGCAUCAGAAGAGCCAUACAGGUGAGAAACCCUAUAAGUGUAAGGAGUGUGGGAAAACGUUCAGUCACAGCUCUUCCCUCACUCAACACCAGAGGAUUCACACUGGUGAGAAGCCCUAUGCCUGUAAGGAAUGUGGGAAAGCCUUCAACCAGAGCAUCCACCUUAUUCAACACCAGAGGAUUCACACUGGGGAGAAGCCCUACAAGUGUAAGAACUGUGGGAAAAUGUAUACCCAGAUCUCACACCUCAUUCAACACCAGAAAGUUCACAGGGGUGGCAAGCACUCUGCAUGUAACAAGUGUGGAGAGGAUUUCAGCUGGGGAUUACACCUGGCAGAACACCAGAGACUUCAUACUAUGCAUGGUGGCUAUGUCUGCGGUGAUUUUGAAAAAGCCAUUUCUUGGAGCAUGCAGCUCGCUGAUCAGAGAACUCAUGCUGACUAGAGAGCCUGUGAGUGAAACAGACUGGUGAUUCUGCUGUUGGAGUCCAUUCAGCCUUCAUCAGCAGUUGUAACUUCCUCCCAGAGAGGAGCCCUAACACUAUGUAUUGAGAGAGUUGGUUCCUUUAUUUUCCUAGAAGGAGGAUGGCACCAUUUAUCACCAGCUAGGACAGCUUCUGAUCAUUUAAAGGGCUUCACCCUAAACCCCUGGCUUCCCCCCUAUUUCUCAGCCUUUCAGUGUCUCCAGGAGGUGGUAGGUAUGGGGUGGUCUAAAUGAGAUGCAUCUUCAUCUGGGAUCUUUAAUAAGGUCUCUCAGUUUUCUGCUGUUUCUCCCUUUCUGUUCUUAUGAAAUCUAUGAAAACUGAAAAUGUUAGUCAUUCAUGUCCAAGUCAUGAGUCAUGUCAAGAGUCAAGAGUCAUGUCCAACUCUUUGCAACCUCUUGGACUAUAGGCCACCAGGCUCUUCUGAUGGAAUUUUCCAGGCAAUACUGGAGUGGGUUCCUGAGUUGGGAAGAUCCUUUGGAGGAGGGCAUAGCAACCCACUCCAGUAUUCUUGCUGGGAAAAUUCCAUGGACAGAGGAGCCCGGUGGGCUUCAGUCUAUGGAGUGGCAAAGAGACACAGCUGAAGUGACUGAGCAUGGUAUGGCACGUCUAAAAUAUUUAUUGGUAUAAUCACAGAUAUGUGAUUUUAGAAACAACUUUUUAACUUGAUAUAAUGUGAAUAUUUUCCCAUGACAAUGCAAAAAAAUAUAUAGUACAUAUUGUACAAAAAUAAUAUAUAUAUACAUGUGUAUAUAUCUGUGUCAUCAUUUGCCGUUUUUAACAGCUGCAUAAUAUCUCAUGCUAGUUUCUUGAAUUUACUUAACCAACCUCUGUUAAUGGAUAUUUGUUUUAUUUACUUUUUCAUCAUUGGACAUACAUUAUUUAACACUUGUGCAAAUUAUCCCCAUAAGAUGAAUUCCUAGAAGUAAGCUUAUGGGAUCACAGAAUGUCCAUAUUUAAAAUUUUGAUAGUUAUUGCUAAAUAAUCCUCAGAAAAGGAUGAACCAAUUUACAUGACUCCUGAAAGUGUAUGUGAGUGCCUAUU
Budorcas taxicolor (takin) is the source of this 3326-nucleotide messenger RNA. Its product is annotated as zinc finger protein 260-like. Lineage: Eukaryota; Metazoa; Chordata; Mammalia; Artiodactyla; Bovidae. Gene Ontology annotation, biological process: negative regulation of transcription by RNA polymerase II. The record is from RefSeq and is a predicted model, not a curated record. Gene Ontology annotation, molecular function: DNA-binding transcription repressor activity, RNA polymerase II-specific.